This is a messenger RNA of Macrosiphum euphorbiae (potato aphid), 828 nucleotides long. NCBI's taxonomy places the organism in Eukaryota, Metazoa, Arthropoda, Insecta, Hemiptera, Aphididae. The record is from the annotation of a GenBank genome assembly.
AUGGCCAGGAACGCGGAAAAAGCAAUGACUACAUUGGCUCGUUGGAGAGCAGCUCAAGUGAAGGAACAUGGUGGCAAGGAAGAACGACGGCCAUACUUGGCCACUGAAUGUACAGACUUGAAGGCAGCUGAAAAAUGGAGAGUUCAAAUAAUAAGAGAAAUAUCAAAAAAAGUUGCACAAAUACAAAACGCUGGAUUGGGAGAGUUUAGAUUACGUGAUCUUAAUGACGAAAUCAACAAGUUACUGCGGGAAAAAAAACAUUGGGAAUAUCAAAUUCGUGAACUCGGUGGUCCAGAUUUCUUACGAAUGGGACCACGAAUGCUCGAUCAUGAAGGUAGAGAAGUACCUGGUAACAGAGGUUAUAAAUAUUUUGGAGCUGCUAAGGAUUUACCAGGUGUUCGAGAACUGUUUGAACAUGAACCUCCUCCACCUCCACGUCGUACUAGAGCAGAACUUAUGAAAAAUAUUGAUGCUGAUUAUUAUGGAUAUAUGGACGAGGAAGAUGGUCUUCUAUUGGCCAUGGAAACAAAGAAAGAAAAAAUGAUGUUAGAAGCUUUGGGUCAAAAGGCAAAAAUUCGUGAUGAGAUGGAGUUGGCUUUUGAAGAAGUUGACAGUGAUGAUGAAGAUAUUUCAACUAUGUUUAGUAGUUCACGCUAUAUACAUCCACCACCUGUUCCAAGUGAUCAAGAUAUUCAAAAACUAAUACUCGAUUAUAAAAAACGAGAAUUACUUGAAAACUUUGCUGGCAUAGAAGGUGGCAAGGAACAUGAAGAAAUAGAAGACCUAGCCAAUAUAUCAUCAUCAGACGAUGAAGCCUACACUAAAUAA